This is a messenger RNA of Misgurnus anguillicaudatus (oriental weatherfish), 1680 nucleotides long. Lineage: Eukaryota; Metazoa; Chordata; Actinopteri; Cypriniformes; Cobitidae. The record is from RefSeq and is a predicted model, not a curated record.
AUGGUCGGGCAUAGCCCGGUGGCAGAAGUAAAAGUGUGUGGCAAAUGGAUUCAGUGCCUGGUAGACACGGGCUCACAGGUAACGAUGUUCGCAGAAAGCCUCUCCAAGGAGAUAUUCGGACAGGGAGGAACAAAAGGAGCGGAGGCCCCCUGGCUGACGUUGAAGGGCGCUAAUGGCCUAGAAAUCCCCUACAUUGGCUAUCGCCUGACGGAUCUUGAGGUGCAUGGGGUAGUCGUCCCCCAAAAAGGUGUGAUCAUUGUCGAAGAUAGGUGUUUGGGCGCCCUUCGAGCCUUAUUGGGCAUGAAUGUCCUCUCCGAAUGCUGGGAGGAGAUCUUCCAGGCGAGGCCUGGUCCGAGGAUCUCACCUACUGAGAGACCCAAGUGGGAGCGUGUAAUGGCCGACUGCCGUCGGGUCCAACUGAACCAGGUUCGUAGAGAUCGGGAGGAAGUGGGAAGAGUAAUGUGUCGUUUUGCUUUGUCUAUUCCCCCUAGGAGUGAGGCUAUCGUAUGGGCAAGAGUGCCCCUUCGGGAAGCGAACCCAGAGGAGUGGGUGUUGGUAGAGUCACAUACAGAUUGUCCACAAGUGGAGGUAGCACGGGGACUAGCAGCGGUCCACCGGGGGAGAAUCCCGGUAAGAGUACGAAACGAGCACCCUUAUGCAGUACAGUUAUACCGGCAUCAACGACUGGCUCGGCUGACGAUGGUCACACCUCACCAGGUGAGGGAAGAGAGGGACGUCAGUUUUCGUCAGGUGUGCCCCACUGUGAUCGAGGUGGCCCUGACCCAAAUGGAUGCCCCAGUGAGUAACCAGGGGAGAGGUGUGCCAAAGCACCUAGCGGGUGAGUCGCUGCAAGGGGACGACCUGGGACAGGUACAGGCACAGAAACUGCAGGCACUCCUUCGGAAGUGGCAACAUGUGUUUGCGAGGCACGACGAGGACUACGGGUGCACCAGGGUGGUGGAACACCACAUCCCCACUGGGGAUGCAGGGCCAAGUAGGGAGAGAUACCGACCGAUCCCACCUACCUUGUAUGCGGAAGUACGUACACUCCUGCAGGGCAUGUUGAGCCGGGGCAUUGUCCGAGAAAGUAGUAGUCCCUGGGCGGCCCCCAUCGUGCUCGUACAAAAGAAGACAGGAGCUUGGAGGUUCUGUGUGGACUAUCGCAAGCUGAACCUGGUAACUAAGAAAGACGCCUUCCCCUUACCACGAAUCGAAGACUCCCUCGCUAGCCUUACGCAGUCGGCCUGGUAUUCCACCUUAGAUCUGGCCAGUGGAUAUUGGCAGGUGCAAGUAGCCGAGGCAGACCGGGAGAAGACCGCCUUCACGACCCCGUUCGGACUAUUUGAAUGGGACCGGAUGCCUUUCGGGCUCUGCAACGCUCCGGCCACCUUCCAACGCUUGAUGCAACGCUGUCUUGGAGGUCAGUUGAUGGAGUCAGUGUUGGUAUAUUUGGACGAUGUGAUUGUGUAUUCCCCAGAUUUCGACUCCCACCUCCGGCACCUGUUGUGGAUUUUUGUAGUGAUUAUAAAAAAUAAUUUUCAGCAGAGGGUUCCAUUGCCAAAAGAUGACUUUAUUGCAUACAACAAUAAGGCCGAGUUGGUGGCCAAGCAACUAAAGAGUCUUUUUUCAGAAUGCAACCUAAUAUACAGUUCUCUAAAAGUUGAAACCCCUCCCAUGUAG